CGCCCAAAUUUCAACAUCAUAGAUUAAGAGCCACCAAAUCGAACCAAGAAUCUGCCUGUCUGCAGAAAAGGACAUACUCCACAAAAUGAGCUCCGAUGAAGAUGACGACAUGCCGUUGGCAGCUAUUGCCACGACAAACAGMAAGAAGAAAAUGACGAAAAAGACAGCUCCUGCGAAGAAGCGGAAACGGGAGAACAUAAAGCCCGAGAAAGUCUUAUCGUCUACCACCGCAAAGGCCAAAAAAACUAAGCAAACUGCUSCUCCUCCUCCCAAGAAGGAACUCAAAAAACUGGACAAGGCAGAACGUCUCCAAUACGCAAUGCAAUCCUUCCUUUGGUGGAACGCUAAGGAACCACCCGCGGGCUGCCAAUGGGAAAAAAUGGAACAUGCCGGGGUCAGCUUCCCAGACCCUUAUCAACCACACCGUGUAAGGAUGAAAUACGAUGGGAAGCCAAUCGAUUUGAAUCCGAUCCAAGAGGAGGCGUGAGUAUAAUUUGUUUCGAUUUKUACUGCACCGGUCUCAAACGGGUACGGUAGUACUGUAGGUUUGAGKUGGUUUCGAAUGCUUGCUAGAACUUUUUCUAACCUCGACUUCUCUUGAAAUUUYGUCCGGAAUACACCGCACUUAAUAAUUGUUGGUUGUGUGUCACUACUGUUCAUUUUGUCAAAUCAAUAAUGCUGUCGAUUUAUUCGAGGAUAGUGCCACCUUUUUUGCCGCUAUGGAUCCUGAUGGGAUGCACUUGGGGAAUCCAAAAACCGCCAAGAUUUUCAUCAAGAAUUUCUUCGCCGAUUUCAAAGCCACACUAGGUAGGGGACACRUUAUCAAAGACUUUAAAAAGUGCGACUUUGAACCCAUUCGAAAACAUUUGGAAGAGCAGAAGAUAAUYCGAAAAGCCAUAUCCGAUCAAGAACGGAAGGCCAACAAAGAUGACCGCAACAAAGCGAUGUUCAAGUAUGGAUUUGCACAAGUCGAUGGUCACAUUGAAAAAGUGGGGAACUACAACAUGGAACCACCCGGUGCCUUUCGGGGACGCGGAGAGCAUCCGAAAAUGGGAAAACUCAAGUCACGGGUUGCACCCGAGCAAGUUUCUCUCAACCUUUCGGAAUGCGCUGCCGUUCCACGAUGCAAUGUUCMCGGACAUGCAUGGGGCGACAUUCGACACGACCCUCGCGGACAGUGGCUGGCCACGUGGAAGGAGAACAUCAACAACCAAUCCAAGUACAUGCAACUAGCAGCUCAAUCAUCCUUCAAGGGAAAGUCGGAUAGAUUGAAGUACAACAAAGCAGCUAAGUUGUGCGAUAAGAUUGUGAGCAUUCGCAAAUCGUACAAGACUGACCUCAAAUCCAAGGACAAAGAAAUCAAACAGCUUGCAACAGCAACAUGGGUCAUUGAUCGUUUGGCCCUUCGUGUUGGUGGUGAGAAGGAUACUGACGAAGAGGCCGACACAGUUGGUUGCUGCUCUCUGCGAGUAGAACAUCUUCAUUUUGAUCCGAACGGGGAGGGCGGGGACAACAAAGAAAUAGAGCUGGAGUUCCUAGGUAAGGAUUCUAUGCUUUUCAAGCAGACAAUCGAUUUUGGUGCCCCUAUGUACAACGAGAAUAGUGGGAUGGGUGACAAGGUCUUUGCCAAUCUCAAGUCCUUUUGUUCAAAGAAGAAGAAAACGGAAGAGGUUUUCGAUGGUAUCAAUCCUACGAUGUUGAACAACCACCUGAAACAAUUUAUGGAUGGACUUUCUGCCAAAGUCUUUCGUACCUAUAACGCAUCUCGUACAUUGCAAGAGGAACUUCGAAAAACCGAAAGUUCUGAUAGUAGGUGGAAGAAAAUGAAUGCUGCAGAGAAGGUUGUUGAAUACAACAACGCAAAUCGCGAAGUUGCUAUUCUGUGUAAUCACCAGCGCUCUGUUAGCAAAGCACAAGAGACGCAACUGUCAAAUAUUGAAGAAAAGUUGACAUUACUGAAGAAGCAGAAGAGCAUGUUGAAGAAGAUGCUGACUCAUCUGACUAAGGGAAAGAAUACGGACAAGUUUCCUAUAAAAAAACACGACGAGAAGAAACUAGCUGAAGAGGCCGCCAAAGGUAUUGAAAGGGCUAAAAAGAUGAAAGACAAAGCAAAGACCAACGAGGAAAAAAUCAAGGCUACAGAAGCCGACGAAAAAGCGAAACAGAAGAAACGAGAAGUUGCGUCAAUAAAAUUUCAGCAAGCUCAUUUAUGGGAUAAGGUUCCCACCACGGACCAAGUUGCAAAGAAGAUCCAAAACUGGAGUGCCAAAAUUUCGAAGAUGGAAAUGAACUUGAAGCACAAGGAUGACAACAAGGAAGUGUCAUUGGGUACUUCCAAGAUCAACUACAUGGAUCCUCGAAUCACUGUGGCAUGGUGCAAGCGAAAUGAGGUACCAAUCGAAAAAGUGUUCUCCAAAACUCUGCGUGACAAGUUUAACUGGGCCAUGGCUGUCACUCCUGAUUGGGAAUUCAACGCAAAAAUUGCGGAGGAGUGACAGGUUUUUUAAGUCAGGUUGCUUGACUUCAUCAAGGACUUGCCACCAACAGUAUAAUAUUGAAUGCUGGUUUUUUAUCGUACAAAUUAUUUUUCCAAUCAAGACUUCAUGAAUCUUGUGAUUUGCGGUGCUCUAUGUUGUAAACUUUUAUUGGAAUAACAGUGCCAAUACAGUGAGAAAUAAUGGGAAUAUAAAUUU
Molecule: messenger RNA, 2693 nt
Organism: Pseudo-nitzschia multistriata
Lineage: Eukaryota; Bacillariophyta; Bacillariophyceae; Bacillariales; Bacillariaceae
Source: the annotation of a GenBank genome assembly